AUGAUGGUUUAUGCUAUAUCAUGGAAUGAUUUUAUUCAUACAACCAGGACUAUUAUAUCAAAAUCACCUAACGAUGUAAGAUAUGUUAUAAAAUUGCAUAGGCCAACUGAUACAAUUAUAUUAAAAGUCACUGAUAGUACAAAUAGUAUAAUGUAUAGAUUAAGUAAAAAUGACAACUUAAAAAAAGUAGAAGAAUUAAAUUCUCUUUUUUUAAUAUGGGGAACAAGUGAAAAUAAAAACGAAACAUUACAACUAAAACUUAAUAAAAAUAUAGAUAAAGUGUCUAAUGAUCAAAAAGUGAAAAAAGUUAAAUAA
Plasmodium relictum is the source of this 315-nucleotide messenger RNA. It is a transcript of the gene SRP9, whose product is annotated as signal recognition particle subunit SRP9, putative. The transcript is spliced from 5 exons. The record is from RefSeq and is a predicted model, not a curated record. Gene Ontology annotation, cellular component: signal recognition particle, endoplasmic reticulum targeting. NCBI's taxonomy places the organism in Eukaryota, Apicomplexa, Aconoidasida, Haemosporida, Plasmodiidae. Gene Ontology annotation, biological process: SRP-dependent cotranslational protein targeting to membrane. Bases 1 to 315 code for a protein of 104 amino acids. Gene Ontology annotation, molecular function: 7S RNA binding.